Molecule: messenger RNA, 1139 nt
Organism: Nylanderia fulva
Lineage: Eukaryota; Metazoa; Arthropoda; Insecta; Hymenoptera; Formicidae
Source: RefSeq, a predicted model, not a curated record
CCGCGGCGUGCCUCGCCGGCUCUUCAGGGUCCGAGCUUCAUCCGAAACGAAGCGCCUCGUCACUUUCCUCCUUCGCGAGGUCGCGGACAACUUUUCCUUCGAGCGAUCGAUUAUUUCCUAAUCCGCGGCCUCGAUAUCUCUGACCUCCUCCUUUCUUCAACGUCUUAUCGCAGUGUCGGUGAAUCGUGUGUGACGGUGAUGUGACUACUUCUGUGCUUGGUGGUUGGUGAAGCUGACUGCAGAAAGCGUUUCUGGUUCUGGAGACCUGUUCUCUUCUUUUGAGAUUUCUUCGUCCUUCUGAGAACAGGAUCAUGGCAUCGUAUAGGAGCUACGGCGAUGCGGGAGCAUAUCGGAGCAAAACCGGCGUCGGUAUCGCUAACACGUUCGGUAGGAAUACUUCCGGCGGAAACAUGCCAAGCUGUAGAAGCAGCUAUUCCGGAAUUACGUCAAAUUCUACUCGAGUUGCCAAUAAGGAACGAGCGUUUGGUUUUGGAAGUCCCUUUCUUAAAAAGGAUAAAUUUGAGGAGAAAAAUACAUUUAAAUAUUCAUAUACCAAAGAUACUGACAAAGGUCGAUUGCAUUCCGGAAGAUCGUCGUCUGAAGACGUGAGCGCGAAGAGCUCGUUGUCUAACAGUAGGUCGUCUCUCUUCGAAAAGUACUCGUUUUCAGCUGGCAAAACAUCGGAAAAGCCGUCUUCCGUGUUGGACAGAUAUAAUCGACCGGCUUCGCGCGGAAAAAGCAGAGAGCCGGAAGGAAUAUCACGGUACGGAUCCGGCACAUAUCCUGGAUCGAAUUUCGUACGAAGUUAUGGCAACGACGGUAGAAUCGAAAAGAAGGACCACCCGCCAGUCUCCUACAGAGGAUUACGUCCCAAUUCCGGAAAAUCAUCACGCGAACCCAGUCCGGAAAUCGGUGUCAAAAAACUAAUUCCUACAGGAUUUAUUCAAGAGCGUCAUCUUAUAGUCGCUCAGCUGUUUCGCCCACUACGUCCGAAUCAAGCUCGACUACAAUUUCAACGAGAUUUGGCUCGACAGCUGGUUCACGAUUUCUCUCAUCGCGAAACAACGAACAAGCGUCCACGGCCAUAAAUUAUUCUGCGGCGGACAGAUUCCGAAAUACGAAUAGUAAGUCUAUUAAUC